AUGUAUACACUUGAAGAAGAUGAUGAUUUAACAUUUGAACAAAUAAAGAAAUUACAACAAGAUCGAAAGAAUGGAUUGAGUAGUGGUUCAUCUUCAGAUCGUUAUGAUACAUCUAUAGAGAUUGGAAGUAGUAAAAGUAGUAGUGGUAAAAGAAAGGAAAAAGAUAGAGAUAGAGAAAGAGAUAGUUUUAAAAGUGAAAAGAAAAAAGAUAAAGAUAGAAAUAGAGAUGAUGAUGAAAAGAAUAAACAUCAUGAUAAGUUGAGAAGAGAAUUCGAUUCCUAUCAUGCACCUAAACAUAUAUUGGAGACUAUUCCUGUUGAUCCGAAUGAAGACGAUCCACUGAAGCGAUUCAGACCGCAGACAGUAGCGGAACGAGAGACAGAGUAUCAAGGACGUUGGAGAAAGCGAUCGUUCAGUCCACCACGUGAUUACGAUCCAUUCACUGGCAAAGGCGAUGUAAAAGGUCGAUCCUACAAAGAUAUCAUGAUGGAGACACAACUGGCAAGAGAGGAGAAAGAGUUGCUGUUCAAGAUAUCAAAGAAACAACGUGAAGAAGAUGAAUUGAAAAGAAAGGAAAAGAAAAAUGAACAACAACAACAACAAAAGGGAGGUAAAGAUAAUGAAAGUAAUAAAAAACAAAGAGUUAGUGAUGGUGGAAGUAGGAGUAACUCAUCGUCUUCGUCAUCGUCAAGUAGUAGCAGUAGUAGUAGUGGAAACAGUAGAGAGAAGCUUUGGUUUAUAAAAGUAUUUAAGAAUGGCGAGCAACAAGGCGAACCAAUUAGUAUUCAGAAAGAUAGAACCAUUACAUUUGGAAGAGAUCCAAAGAAUAUCAUUGUUUUGGAGCAUCCCAGUUGUAGUUCCUCGCAUGCAACCAUUGCUAUUUUCAAAGAGGGAAAGCGACCGAUUCUUCUUGACCUGCGAUCGACCAACCAAACAUAUUUGAACAAUCGUGCAAUCCAACCGCAUCACCCCGAAGAACUGUAUCACGGUGAUACCAUUAAAUUCGGUGGUAGUACAAGAGAGUAUAUAAUCAAUCAUAACUAA
Molecule: messenger RNA, 1044 nt
Organism: Heterostelium album PN500
Lineage: Eukaryota; Evosea; Eumycetozoa; Acytosteliales; Acytosteliaceae
Exons: 1
Coding region: 1-1044 (347 amino acids)
Cellular component (GO): nucleus
Molecular function (GO): mRNA binding; protein binding
Source: RefSeq, a predicted model, not a curated record